AUGUCGGGCGAAAAUAAUAAUAAUGUCACUUUAAAUGCUGCCGGAUCCUCCUCAUCUAUUAUUGUUGGUGAUACAACAAACAAUAAUAAGUCUAAUAAUAACAAUUCUUCUUUUUCUGAUGUUAUUACUAAUACCACCAAUAAUAAUGACACAGAUCAACAACAAUCAAAAAAUAAAGAUGUCGUAUCAAUUGAGACUAACAAACAACAACAUCAACAACAUCAAUACCAACAACACCGUAAAUCUACUACUAUCACCAAUAUUAUUAAUACUGGCAAUAAUAGUUAUAAUGGACCUGAUUCUCAAAAAAAAUAUAAAAAUCAAAAUCCAAACCAAAACAACAAUACUUAUAAUUAUAAUAACAGUAAUUAUAAUAAUAAUUACAAUAAUAAUUAUAAUAACAAUAAUGAUAACGGAUCUCAUCGUCGUGGUAAAUCUUUGGCUCAUGUUGGAGAACUUCAAGGCCCAUCCUCCUCCUUAUUGUCUUCUAAAAAUAAUAAAGUUAGUAAAGAUGAUUCUGAAAAUAAAUCUGAAGCUUUAGAAUCUUUACAACAAAUAAUUGCUAGUCUUAAGAGUCUACCUGCUUCAAGUGCAGAUAGUGUCGGAAGAAAAUCUAACGCUUUCCCUAAUAUCAAUAAACAACAUAAAAAAGGUGCAUCGGUAUCUUUCUAUUUUCCUUCUCCUCCUGCAAACACAUCAUCAUCUCCUCUAAAAUCUGUUCAAGAUCCUGAUGACAGUAAUAACAAACCAAUGAAUAUUGAGAAUGCAUUACAGGAUACUCUUACCUCAUUGAGACGUAUGAGCCAAGAUAGAGUUAUUUUAUAUGGUGGUGUUGAUAGAAGACCAUCAUAUGCAGAUCAAGAUGAUUCUUCUCCAACAUCUCCUUUUGAUUUCAAAAAAUUGAAUGACGAUGCUUUAGCUAAUGCUACUACCAACUCUCCUCCUAUAUUUCCUGUAAAAUCGAUUGUACAAGCUCAUGGUCGUAGACACAGCGUUGCUCUUAAUAACAACAAGGAUAUUAUGAAAGAGCUUGAAAAAAAUCAAACUAGAACAAUUGAUACUGAUGGAAAAGGUCAUCGUAGAACUAAUUCCAGAAAUCUUGAUAAUAAUUGGAGAUCAGCUCAACCAUUCAAUCAAUUCCAAGUCUUUAAUAAAUUUGGUGGUGGUCAAAACCAAAAGAAACAACAGCAAAAUCAACAAAAUUCCAAUCAACAGCAAAGAAAGUCUCUUUUUGCUCCCUACCUUCCUCAAGCCUCUCUUCCUUCUCAUCUUAAAGCUGGAGAACUUGUAUAUGGUGUUUUAAGAAUCAAUAAACGAAAUCGCUCUGAUGCCUACGUGACCACAGAAUUUCUUGAUAGUGAUAUCUACAUCUGUGGUUCCAAGGAUAGAAAUCGUGCUUUGGAAGGUGACAUAGUUGCUAUCCAACUCUUAGAUCCAGAAAAAAAAGUUGAUAAAAAGAAAGACGAUGUUGAGGUUGAGGGACAAGGUUUAUUAUUAUUCGAGGAUGAUGAAGUUAUCACAGAUGAUCAAAGACCAAAAUAUUGUGGACAUGUUGUUGCUGUCAUGGAAAGAAUGCCUGGACAAAUGUUUUCUGGUACUCUUGCACUUUUACGGCCUUCUUCUUCUGCCACGAAAGAACGCGAAGCUGCUGAAAAAGCUCGCCGUGAUGCUCAAGAUAGAGCAAACGGUAUUGAGCCAAGAAUUGAAGAAUCAAGAGAUUAUAGAAGAGAUGAAAGAACCGAACGCCCUAAAAUUACUGAUAAACGUGUUCCUUUAAUUGCUAUCCCGACUGAACAAGCACCACUAGAUUUUGUUGAGAAUCAUCAAAACUAUGCACAAAAACUAUUUGUUGCGUGUAUCAAACGUUGGCCAAUUACGUCACUUCAUCCAUUUGGUACACUGGUAUCACAACUUGGUGAAAUCGGUGAUAUAGAUGUUGAGACGCAAGCUCUUAUCAGAGACAACAACAUCUCAACUGAGGAAUUUAAUGAGAAUGUGUUGAAAUGUUUGCCCCAAGUACCUUGGACUAUUCCAGAAAAGGAGAUUGAGUUACGUCGUGAUCUACGCUCAACUCGUAUCUUUACCAUUGAUCCAUCAACUGCCAAUGAUCUUGAUGAUGCUAUUUCAUGUGCUCGAUUACCUGAUGGCAAUUAUGAAAUCGGAGUCCAUAUUGCUGAUGUCAGUUAUUUUGUCAAGCCAAAUACUCUGCUUGAUCGUGAGGCCCGUAAAAGAGCUACAACUGUCUAUUUAGUUCAAAAGGGUAUUCCAAUGUUGCCUAAUCUAUUGUCCGAAGACUUGUGUAGUUUGACUCCUGGCGCUGAUAGGCUUGCGUUUUCUGUUUUUUGGACCAUGACUCCUGAAGGAAGAUACUCAAAUACACGAUUUGGAAAAACAAUCAUCAAGCCUUGUGCAAAGUUAUCAUAUGAUGAUGCUCAAGAAGUAAUUGAUGGAAGACCAUUAAAUCCCAAUGUUAAAAUUUAUAAUGAUUUUUCUGCAAGUGAAAUUGAAGCUGAUAUUAAAGUAUUCCAUGAACUUUCUCAAAAAAUGCGUGAAAUACGUUACAAACGUGGUGCAUUAUCAUUAAGUUCAAUUAAACUUACUUUUGACAUAGAUGAAAAUGAUAAUCCAAUUCAAUGCCAUGUUUAUAAACAAAAUGCCGCUAAUCAACUUAUUGAAGAAUUCAUGUUACUUGCAAACAUGAGUGCUGCACAUAAAAUCUCUAGCACAUUCCCUGAACAAGCAUUGUUAAGACGCCAUGCUGCUCCUAUUGAUCGUAGGCUUAAUGAUUUUCGUGAACAUGCAGCUAGAUUUGGUUAUGAAUUUGAUAUUUCAUCUGCAGGAGCUUUACAAAGAUCAUUUAAUAAAGUUGAUAAUGCAGAUGCAAAAGAGGUUUUGGAACUUCUUGCCAUUAAACCAUUACAAAGGGCCAAGUAUUUCUGUACCGGUACAUUAGAUAUUGCCAAAUAUCAACAUUAUGCAUUGAAUGUUCCACUUUAUACACAUUUCACUUCACCUAUUCGUCGUUAUGCUGAUGUUCUUGUUCAUAGAAUGCUCGAAGCUGCUUUAUCAGGCGAGAGGAAAUUUUAUAUCGAUAAAGAUAAUGUACAAAAAACAGCCAGUUAUUGUAAUAUUAAGAAAGAAGCAGCAAAUAAUGCACAAGAACAAAGUAAUCACUUAUUUUUAUGUGUACUUCUUAAUAAUUUGGCAGCUCAAUCUGGUCCAGUUAUUCGUGAAGCAAAAGUUGUGGGUGUGAAAGAACAUGCAUUUGAUGUUCUAAUACCUAUUUUUGGUAUAGAGAAACGAGUGCACUUGGAUCAAUUGCCUUUAGAAAAAUUUAUCUUCAAUAGUGAAAAGAUGGAGUUAACAUUGGUUUGGAAGCAUGGUGUUAGCUCUUUGGAACCAAUGUCCGAUGAUUAUGGGUUCGGUGUUGAAGAGGAAGAAGAAGGUUUAGAGGUUGAUGAAGAGGCAUUGCUUGCAGACGAUAACGAUGAUUACCAUUACGAAAUGAUGGAUGCUGCUGCUGGCGAUGGAGAAGCCACUAGUACAAUUGUUAACAAUAAUGAUACCGGAAAGGGUGAAAAUGUUUUAACGACAACAGCUGCUACUGCUGUCGCACCAUCUUCCACCACUUCUUUUAACGAAAAAUCUAAUAUUAAAAUGGAAGAAAAUACUAGUGUUAAUUUUAAUAUUGCUGCUUCAUCACCUGAAGAAGUUUCAUCGUCAACUUCAACAGCUAAUAAAUUAUCUUCUCCGACCAUCAUUUCUUCUGCACCAGUUAUCCAACAACCCGUAGUAUCAAAAUUGACCAUCACUUCAGAUCCUGCUAUUCCUAAUUCUCAAAUAAUUCGAGAGCUUACUCACCUUAAUGUCGUUAUCACUGCUGAUUGUAAAAAGAGCCCACCUGUUAUCAAAGUUUUAGCUGUAAAUCCUUUUACUUAA
This is a messenger RNA of Entrophospora sp. SA101, 3939 nucleotides long. Lineage: Eukaryota; Fungi; Glomeromycota; Glomeromycetes; Entrophosporales; Entrophosporaceae. The record is from the annotation of a GenBank genome assembly.